Fusarium keratoplasticum is the source of this 2631-nucleotide messenger RNA. RefSeq lists its product as uncharacterized. The transcript has 3 exons. NCBI's taxonomy places the organism in Eukaryota, Fungi, Ascomycota, Sordariomycetes, Hypocreales, Nectriaceae. The record is from RefSeq and is a predicted model, not a curated record. Bases 1 to 2631 code for a protein of 876 amino acids.
AUGGUUUGCCGAUCCUACUCCGCUCGGGAGAUGUUGCGUCUGCGACACGCUCCUCUGCAGGAGGAGGUAUCAUACGUCCUGGCCGCCAAGGUUGAGGCGGACCCCGAUUUGAGCGAAAUCAUCCGCACUGGAUCGCCCCGUCCCCUCUCCCUGAUUGUCGAGGAAAGUUCAGCCGAAUCCAUCGAGGAGGAGCGCCGAUACCGUCGAGCCGCCGCUCAGCAGCUCGAUGGUACCGACUCGGAGCGCAAAUUCCGUAAUCAGACUGAUUCGGAGCAAGGACGAGCACCUCUGACGGCACCAUCGGACCUGGCAGCCCAAAAAGCAGAGGGUUUCCAAAAGUUCUUCAAUUCAGUCGUUUCGCCCACCCACGUCCGGGUUACGGCUGGAGGUCGGAUCGUGCCCAACACGCGGGGACCACAUUCCCCUACGUCGAAAUGGACCCGAGAGCGCAGUCCAGUUGAUGGCAUGCGUCAACCCCGUGUUGUCAACGGUGUUCAUCCUGAGCCCAUCCCUUUCCCAGUCAUCCCUCCUGGUUGGACUCCGUUUCAACCUCUGUUCCCCGGUCAAGCUCCUGGUCCUGUCCCUCCUGGCAUGGCUUUCAGGCCCGACCAGAUCCCUUUCUUUCCCGCUCCGAUUGGAUUCGCAGGUGUCCCGUACAAUCAGAUCUCUCCCCCUAAUCAUGUUCCCCAACCCAACAUGAGCGCUACGUUUGGCAAGCCGAAUGAGGUUCAUGCGCUUCAUCAACCCAAGCCAAUUCAGCUUUCCCCCGCGGAGCAAUUUGACGCAAGCCGACCAUUCUUCUACAACAAUCAGUGGAUGAUUGCCUAUGGAAACCAUCCGCAGCCUAUCGGCCUGAUGCCUCCCUUUCCCAUUAACACGGCGCCAAUUCCCGCGCAGUCUCAGCCAGCUCCCACGCAGCCCCGGUCGGCUCGCGAACGGUCUCAGCAAGCACCUCGCCCAAAGGGUGAUGCCAAUCCAAAAACUACGGGACGUGAGCGAGAUAGAGGACCCGCUCGAUAUGGUGUCGACAAGAGAGUCUGGAAAUACUUGCCUUCUGUCACCAGCGUUCACUCCAGCACCGUGCCUCCCUUGUCUCCGAGCUCGCCAAGCCCUCCUAAGAGCUCAAUCCUUGCCAGCGACAUCACAAAGAGCCAUCUUAAGAUUCUUCGUGCCAAGAAGAGACAGGUCGAAGAUCAGCUCCAAUACAACAUUCACCAGAUCGACCGCAAGGAAAUGGAAUCGAGUUUGAAGGAGAUUUGUGAUGAGCUUAACAGAUUCACGUUCCUGCAUGAAAAGCAGCUCCAGGGGGAGGCUGGAACACUGCCGCUCUUUCAGACUCCGAUUGACCUUCCUGCCUACUAUUCUCAGACCGAUGCCGGAUCCAACAGCCCAGCUGCAGCCCGUCCUGGAACACGAGGGGGGACCGAUAACCGACCUGCUUCUUCACGCAGCCCCGGUUCCAAGCCGGGUGCCACGACUACUUCUGUUGAAAAUCCUGAGCUUGGUGGCCAGGCUCCACAGAGGAAAUCGUCGAGCCUUCCUGUCAAUGCUGCUCUGGCACCGCCUUUCCAACCACGGGCGGAGACGAGCAACUCUUCACUAGCGACUGCUGGUCCUGACGAGCCAGCUCUUGUGACUCACUUGCCUCAGCCAUCUCGUGGCUCGACUUUCAAGGGCUAUUUCCACCCAUUCGUUGACAGAAACAUCUUCGGUAUCCCCUACCUGGUCGGCCAACUUCCUGAUCAUAUUGGGGUUGAAGAUGCCAAAGACACUGACCGCAGGUACAUUCGUGAAUUGAAUGAACACGAGUUGCAUGCCAUCCACAUGUAUCGGCAGAGGGUCCCCAUUGAUCAGCAAACCGGUGUCGUAUUUGAUGGCGUGAACUUCUACUAUCCGCGCCACGAUCUCGGAACCGCCUCGAGCCAGAGUUCUCCUGAGAACCUCCAGGAUUCACAACCUCCUGCAUCCACUUGUGAGAACGACUCUUUGAACGAUCCUUUCAACGCCAUGGCUCAAGCUGGUACGGGUGCUAUUCGGAACCGACUUGAUGAAGCAACUCGCUCUGAGUCGCUGCACCGAGCCGAAGAUUCCCUCCGUGGCAGCUCCACCUCUGAGCUUCCUCGUUCAGAAUCCUACGUCAGUCAACCCAGCCCUCGAUAUCUUGAGUUCCGUCGAAGGGUCAACGAGAAGACUCGGAUCUCAUCAGAGAAGCUGCGAACAAAGCCAUCAGAGGACUCGGGCGAUGAGGACGGCAACUUGCUUUUCAAGGGUCGCCGGGUGAUGGAACGUAGUGCAAGUACCAAGCACUCGAACGAGAUCUGGUCGUCUAUGCGGAGACGUGGCAAGACGAGUGCGAAUGCGGUUGCUGGCCAGGUGUCUCCCAUGACAGCUCAAGGAGUGCUCCCUCACUAUUCUGGCCAUGCCACCGCUUCUCUGACCCCUGCUAUCGCGAACACAACAUCCAACUCUCGUGGCGCCGGUGCCAAGUUGGGCGAGACGUAUACCAUUCCCUCGACGAACACGGCCGCAGAGAAGCGAGGAGAGAAUAAGCCCCCUACGGACCUCAUUGGGCAGCAGCUUCGCAGCGUCAGUCUCCAUGACAAGAAGCACAUCGGACUUCCUACUCGUUAG